UCCUCCGUUCUCACAAACCAACUUCUCCAAAUUCUAAUUCGACCAGGAUAGAGGACCUGCGUGAAAACUAAGUAGGGCCGAUAUGGCUUCCUCUCUAAAUAUUGCAAAUUUAUUUGUUUACUUUGUAAUACCUUGCUUUAAUAUGAACUUCGUUAAUAUUUUUACACUCAGCCUAUGUCUUACUCGAAAUUUACUCAUUGAAGUUUUUACUUCACACUACAGUCAAGCGUAUCACGACAUGGACCCGCCAUUUUUGCACUGGUACAAAAUAACUCUCCUUCUUCUUUUCCAUGUGUCGUACUCGGAGCCACCUUGCCACGAUAACCGCUAUCUCCCUGGUGGAUUUUACUUCACAACAGGAAGAAACAUGGUUGACAAUCACAGGCUCUCUGGUUACGUUUUUAAGACAUUAACAGUUUCAAUGCCGGUAGAGUGUUUUAGAAAAUGCCAGGCUAACUGUCGGUGCAUCUCAUUUAACUACUUAACAACCGGCAGCCAGGACAACUGUGAGCUGAACGAAGAGAACAAAUAUCUGAAACCUAGUGCCUUGGAACCUCGAGAAGGAGGUCAAUACUAUGAUCUAGUAAUCGAUUACAACGUGGUGAAGGGAGGCCAGCUAACAACAUGUUACAACGGUUGCUGUCACUCUCAGCCUUGUCUCAAUGGGGGAACAUGCAGCGAGGCUUGUAACGUCAAAGGAAAAAGGAUGCAGUGCGCAUGUGUACCAGGCUAUAUUGGAUUUCGGUGUGAGACAGGUAGGAUGAAAUGUGAAGCCCUGGCCAAACGGACUCGCAGGUAGACGCAAGUUGAGAACUUGCGUCUACUUGCGACUCCGUUUGGCCAG
Messenger RNA from Orbicella faveolata, 844 nucleotides. RefSeq lists its product as uncharacterized. The record is from RefSeq and is a predicted model, not a curated record. NCBI's taxonomy places the organism in Eukaryota, Metazoa, Cnidaria, Anthozoa, Scleractinia, Merulinidae.